AUGAUGGUACGUCAGGCGGGCUGCUAUGUCUACCAGGACCCAGACUCCGGUAGCACUGGUGCAUACUGCGAAUGUCCAUGGUACGAGGGCACCUUGCCCGAGCUCUCUGGCCCCGCCACCUGCGGCUACACAUCCCUGCCAGCUUCAACGUCCGAGGACGCCGUCACCACCAAGCCCGCCGGUUCCUACCUGUAUACCUUCACUGAUCUAUAUGGCGUUGUGGUCGCCUGUGAGUCUGAAUCUUUCCUCAAUGCCGGUUAUGCCGUCACCGAGUGUGCCGGUUGA
Molecule: messenger RNA, 285 nt
Organism: Penicillium psychrosexuale
Lineage: Eukaryota; Fungi; Ascomycota; Eurotiomycetes; Eurotiales; Aspergillaceae
Product: glycoside hydrolase family 55 protein
Exons: 1
Coding region: 1-285 (94 amino acids)
Source: RefSeq, a predicted model, not a curated record